This is a messenger RNA of Rodentolepis nana, 1578 nucleotides long. The record is from the annotation of a GenBank genome assembly. Lineage: Eukaryota; Metazoa; Platyhelminthes; Cestoda; Cyclophyllidea; Hymenolepididae.
AUGGCAGAAGUUUUGCAUGCCAAAGGAUCGGUUAAGGGUGAGAUGUUUGAUGAUAGCGAGGUGAAUAUCAAAAGUGAAUAUUUUGAUGUAAAGAUGGAGGAUAUUCCCGCAGACAAUUCCGAUGUCUUUUUUGGUUCCGAUUCUGAUAAUUUUUAUCCUGGAAGUGAGCAGUACGGCGACCUAUUUCUCAUGGAUCCUCAUGAUCUCCUGGGUGUUCAAGAAGAAGUUAUCGGCAGUGAACCUUCAAAUGCAUCUGAUGAAAUCCUUGUUCCUACAGUAAAUGAAGUAGUUUCUCCCCGCAAAAUUACCCGACGAUCAGCAGCAAAGUCCAAAUCAGUAGUUCCCUCUGAACCUAUCCGUGAAUCCGUAGACACUUCUGAUUCAGAUGAAUUCACCUUGAAUGUCCCCAUUCACCCGGCUGGUAGACAAAAAGCUUCUAUAAAUCCACAAUCUCGUGUUCCCAUUCAAAUUUGUCCAUCUUUUCCCUCUUCACGACCAAGAAUUAUUAAAAUUUCCACUAAUGCCUCCAGUAGUACUCGGUUGAAUGUGAUUCCACAUUUUGGAGUUCCUACCCAAAGAAUAUUGGCUUUCAGAAGAAAAUCUGAUCUUGGACGUCAGUUUCUUCCUCGUGUCCAAAGUCAGCCAGUUUCUCAAACUGCUAGUGUUCUAUCAGUAAGGUCUGCUACCGCUACCGCAAAGCCAAAGAGCGUUUCUCGUGUUUACAAUGCACAAAGAUUAGGAGUUACUACUCCCUCUUCCUUCUCCACUCAGCAUCAUCGAGGCGUUGGUAUACAGUCAGGUCGAGCUGUCGCCUGUCCUCACAAAAAUUGUGGUAAACUUUUUCGUGACAACUCAGCGAUGCGGAAGCAUUUACAUACUCAUGGCCCCAGGGUCCACGUUUGUGCUGAAUGCGGCAAGGCUUUUGUUGAAUCUAGUAAACUCAAACGACACCAAUUAGUGCACACUGGGGAAAAGCCAUUCCAAUGCAAUUUCGAAGGUUGUGGGAAGCGUUUCUCUCUGGAUUUUAAUCUCCGGACCCACUAUCGUAUCCACACUGGUGAUCGGCCUUAUAUUUGUCCUGUUGAGGGUUGCUCAAAACGGUUUGCUCAAUCUACAAACCUUAAAUCGCAUUUAUCGACACACAACAAGGUUCGCUUUCGUGGUCGAGGAGGUAGUUCGCAACAACAGACUUCCACAACGUCAUCAUCUUUUCUGCAGAGAUCCGCCAACAGCAGCUCAUUGCUUUUUGACGACGAAUACGACCCAUUUUAUCAGAACACUUAUCAGCAGAGUGGUUCAUCAAUUCGUUCAGUUAUGCUCUCUUCAACCUCCCACACCUUCCCUGGAGAAUUCGCCGAAAGCUCCCGUGUUCGGGUGGGCAGUAACGGCAAUUCUGUCUGCAUUCACUUUCCCUCCACAGGAAUGAUUUCUGAAGAGCCGGAAGACGAUGUUGACAUUAGCGACGAAACGACAGGAUUAAUAAUCGAUGAGCCGACACCCACCUCUUCUCGAAGCAGUGUUAGGCGAAAAUGCAAGGUGGAGAGUGAUCUCUUGAGUGAUGCUAACUCUUUUUUAUAG